Molecule: messenger RNA, 4327 nt
Organism: Coccinella septempunctata (seven-spotted ladybird)
Lineage: Eukaryota; Metazoa; Arthropoda; Insecta; Coleoptera; Coccinellidae
Gene: c12.2
Product: von Willebrand factor A domain-containing protein 8
Exons: 16
Coding region: 151-4227 (1358 amino acids)
Cellular component (GO): cytoplasm
Molecular function (GO): ATP binding; ATP hydrolysis activity
Source: RefSeq, a predicted model, not a curated record
UAAUUUAACCUCAAUCCAGAAAGGUCUAAGGAUUUCAAAUAAUUUCAUCAUCUCAAUUAAAUUUUAGCGUUUGCUAAAUGUGUUUGAUAUCCGCAUUGCCCUGACCUUUGAACCUCAGAAUAGUUUUCUGAUUAUCGAAAAUUUUACAUCAUGUUCCUCGACAGGGCUGCGGAAAAGUUAAGAAAUUUGAAUAGAAUUUUACAUAGACCUAACUUUUCGAGGAAGAAUCUCAAUGCAUCAUACUCAACAGAAUCUGUAACAAUUGGAGACAUCACGAAAGAAAUCAAAAGUGUUCAAAAACUAGAGUAUGUUCCUAGGAAAUACUAUUCUGGAAAUGAAAACCAGAGCACUUUACACCAUCUACAAUGGAUGAUGAAGAAAGAUUUAUUAGGACAAGAUAUAUUCUUAUUAGGUCCACCAGGACCUAGUAAAAGGCACUUGGCAAUGCAAUAUUUGGAGUUGACAAACAGGGAACUUGAAUAUAUUUCGUUGAGUAGAGAUACAACAGAGUCUGACCUAAAGCAACGGAGGGAAAUUAUUGAUGGCACUGCUAAAUAUUUUGACCAGAGUGCAGUGAGAGCAGCAACUGAAGGCAGGGUGUUAGUCUUAGAUGGGAUUGAAAAAGCUGAGAGAAAUGUGCUGCCAGUGUUGAAUAACUUGUUAGAAAAUAGGGAAAUGCACCUGGAAGACGGUAGGUCUCUGAUUCCAGCACAUAGAUACGAUGAGCUUCUUGAGAAAUAUGGGGAAGAGGAAAUGAAUAAAUGGAAGCUUGUAAGAGUUGAUGAAAAUUUCAGGGUUAUUGCCAUAGGACUUCCUGUUCCAAGAUAUAGAGGAAAUCCCUUGGAUCCACCCUUAAGGUCUAGAUUUCAGGCUAGAGAUGUCAAUAUGUUUAGUUACCAGGAAUAUCUCACUGCAAUGAAAGAAGUGGCUCCGAACGUACCGCAUGAGAAACUUGAAUCAAUUCUAUCGGCUGCUUUUUCAUUAAGAAGCGAAGAGAGCACAAAUUUAAGCCUUCCAGAAUUUCCUGUGGAAAGCUUGAUCUUAGCGGCAAGGCUACUGGAACAAAAUCCAAAACAGCAACCUUUUGAUAUCCUCUACAAAUUAUACCCCUACAGGACUUUCUUGAAGGACGGUAUACAAAAUUUGGAAUCGCUCUUAAGUAGAUUCAAUAUAACACCUCCUGAAGAUAAUUUACUGAACACUUUAAGUAGUAAAUUCAAGAUGUUCUUCAGUAAAAACGCCAAUGGUGCUAGUUUAUACGUGGAAACGCCAUAUCAAAACCAAGUGAUCGAAGAUAUGGUUCAAACAAUAGGAGUAUCAGAUUAUUGCAUUGUUGGUCCAAAAGGUUGCGGAAAGAGCUUAUUGGUGAAUAAAGUUUCUGAAAUUCUCGGGCAAGAAACAGAAACCAUCGUGCUGUAUCAAGAUAUGACUUCGAGGGAUUUGAUCCAACAGAGGAGCACUCUGGACAACGGUGACACCAUAUGGGUGUUUUCACCUCUUGUAAACGCCGCCCUGGAAGGUAAAAUAGCAAUUUUGGAUGGGAUCCAUAGGAUACAUCCAAGUACACUGUCUGUGUUACAUCGUUUAGUCCAUGACAGGGAACUUCAACUCCAUGAUGGCAAAAGGCUUAUGAGCUAUGACAGAUACUCCUUCCUCAGAGAUAAACUGAAAAUAUCUGAAGCUGACUUGACAAAAUCGGGUAUCUUUCCUAUACAUCCCAAUUUCAGGAUAGUAGCCAUAGGGGAACCGCCCAACAACCAAUCAAAUACCAACAAUUGGAUGACGUCCGAAGUACUCAGUUUGUUCCUCUUCCACGAGUUGAGAACCUUGAGCAAGCAGGAAGAAAUGAACAUUAUUGUUUCUCAAUUCGGACCUAUCUCAAGACCUCUUCAUCAGAUAAUUGAUUUGGCUCAUACAUUAAGGAAUAGUACGGAUCCAACAUUGAAGAACUUAGCGGGUCAUUUGUCUACCAGGCAACUGAUGAGGAUUGCAGCUAGAAUGAAGAAUUAUCCUACUGACCCAUAUGAAGCGCUCGAAGAAACAUUCAUGAUUCAAUUUUUGCCAUCCUUAGCCAAAAAAGCGUUAGAAAAAACAAUUUCGAAGGUGGGUAUAAACCCUAACCCUGAAGAAUCGGCAAAGAAAUUGGAGUGUGAUGUUAAAGAUGGCGUUUUGACAAUAGGAAAAACAUCCUGUAACGUUUAUGUAACAGAUCAUUUAACCAAAGUCCCUCAUAUUUUAUUCUACAAUGUGCCUCAACAUAUUAAACUUAUGGAAAAACUCUUGCAAGAGUUUCUUCUUGGACAACAUCUACUUCUUGUUGGCAACCAAGGAGUGGGAAAGAAUAAAAUAGUGGAUAGGUUUUUAGAACUAAUGAAUAGGCCAAGGGAGUAUAUACAGCUUCAUCGUGAUACCACUGUACAAACUCUUACAACCCAACCUAGUGUUAAAGAUGGAGUUUUAAUCCAUGAAGAUUCACCGUUGGUGAAAGCCGUCAAGCAAGGUCAUAUUCUGGUGGUUGAUGAGGCAGACAAAGCUCCGACCCAUGUGACGUGUAUACUGAAAUCACUUGUAGAAACAGGCCAAAUGAUUUUGAGCGAUGGACGAAGAAUAGUCAAGAAAGUACCGGAAGGUGCGGAUUUCAAUAAAUACAUAGAAAUUCAUCCAGAUUUCAGGGUUAUAGUACUGGCCAACAGGCCUGGUUUUCCAUUUCUGGGAAACGAUUUCUUUGGUGCCCUUGGUGAUUUAUUCAGCAGUCAUGCUGUUGAAAAUCCCUCCAAAGAUUCAGAGAUCUCAUUGCUGAAUCAGUAUGGACCCGAUGUCCCUCUUGAUGUUUUAAAGAAGCUGGUAACUGUGUUUGGCGAACUUAGAACGAUGGCUGAUACAGGUUUAGUCAGCUAUCCAUACUCAACAAGAGAAGUCGUUAACAUCAUCAAACAUUUACAGCAAUUCCCAGAUGCAGACAUUGAGGAUGUGAUGUUUAACGUUUUCGAUUUCGACAAAUACAACCCAGAAAUGGUCCAAACUCUUGGAGAAAUUUUAGUUAAACACGGUAUCGCUAAAAAGAAUAUCUUCAGUCAGGAAUAUUUGGCCAAGAAAAGAGCUCAGAAAGAUUUGCAAGUUACGGUCAAUAGAUAUAGUGGGUUAGAUACCAGCGGACCUAAACAUGGAAAGGAAGAUCCAAACAAUGAUCCCCAUGUAGGUGGAAACACAUGGGCUGGUGGGACUGGUGGCCGAGACACGGCUGGUCUUGGUGGUAAAGGUGGUCCAUACAGACUCGAUAAGGGUCACAAAGUUCAUCAGUUAUCGGACGAAGAGAAGAAUGCUGUACCGGAACACGUCCAAAGAGCUGCUAGAGAAAUGGGUAGAAAAGCUUUUGAACAAAGGUUAAAAGAAAUAGGGAUGAGCGGGUAUGAUGCCUCUCUCUAUUCUCAAUUUUCGAACUCGGUUUCCAGGGAAGUGCAGUCUUUGAGGGUAAUUUUAGGUAAUCUGCAAGCAAAAAAUAAGGAAAGGAUGUGGACGAGACAUCAAACAUCUGGAGAACUGGAUGACGUGAAACUUAUCGAUGGUAUUCUUGGAGAAAAAACAAUAUUUAGGAGGCGCGUUGAAGAGGAGCCAGAGCUGGGAACACCACAAAUCAGGCCAAAGUUAUUCAGAGUUCUAGCAGAUGUCUCUGGUAGCAUGUACAGAUUCAAUGGUUAUGAUGGUAGAUUAGAUAGAGAACUGGAAGCUGUGGUUUUGGUUAUGGAAGCCUUUGAAGGUUUUGAAGAUAAAAUAAAGUAUGAUAUUCUAGGUCACUCAGGUGAUUCCCCUAACAUCACAUUUGUACGAAGGGAUCGACCACCAAAAAACAAUAAAGAAAGGCUUGAUGUCAUUAGGACUAUGCAUGCUCAUUCCCAAUAUUGCUGGUCUGGAGAUCAUACCCUUUCAGCUACCCAAUCAGCUGUAGCUUCAUUAGCUGAAGACGAUUGCGAUGAAGCAAUUCUGGUUGUGCUAUCUGAUGCGAAUUUACAGCGUUAUGGCAUCCCUCCUUCUAAAUUGGCCGAUGCCUUAUCAUCUUCAACCAAAGUUAGCGCAUAUGCAAUUUUUAUAGGAAGUCUUGGAAACCAAGCAGAAAUGCUCAUAGAGAAAUUACCAGUUGGAAGAUCAUUUGUAUGUACCGAUGUCAGUGAACUACCUCACAUUUUAAAACAGAUUUUCACCUCAUCGUUAAUUCAAUCUAAGUAUUGAGAUAUGUUUAGUAUUGAUUUAUAUUGUUAUUAAAUUGACCAAAUAUGUUUUAAUAUAAAUGAGUUAUUGUUAAAUAAAUGAAUUCUUUACUAGAAAUCAA